AUGAAGUCCUUUUUUAAGUUCCAUACUAUCAUUUUGCGUCCUACUUCAGCAUUCCGACUGCGCAACUUGUCUGCGGAAGACUCUUUUGGCAACGCUUCCACUUGUGCUCCACAAGCUAUGGGCAUAUGUGUUGGGGGCAAGACUCUCGUGGCUUCGGUUUCCAAGGCCGCCACCGGCUGCCCUCAUGCACGGGUGUCGUAUGUCCCCAUGUCAGUAGUUGGUCCUUUUGGUACUGCAGAUACUCGGAUUAUCAUUGAAGGAGGUAGGUAUACAACGAAUGUAGCUAACCUCAUGCUAAUACUAACAUAUACCUCUAUUAACACUUAA
Molecule: messenger RNA, 327 nt
Organism: Protopolystoma xenopodis
Lineage: Eukaryota; Metazoa; Platyhelminthes; Monogenea; Polystomatidea; Polystomatidae
Source: the annotation of a GenBank genome assembly